AAGCCUGAUGGCUGGCUUGGGAUCAUGAUCAGUACCAAACUGUUCUUUGACUUCAGCGGUAAAUAUAAAUUUCAAGACAAAAUGAGGGAUUUGCUAAAUGAGAUUGAUAGAAUGUAUCCCGAUUCACUCUUAAAGGUGCAGCCGAUCAAAGAAGAAAAACUGCGUGCUGUAGUUGCAGUGGACGCCGUAGAUGCGGCAGCUCCUAAUGGUGAACAAUGGUCUCCAACAAAAUACGCUUCUUAUCGACGACCGAAGCCUGUGAUUGCAUGCGAUAUGACAAGAGAAUUCAUCGACACGUGGUACAAAACCCAUAUGCUUAAAGGUUGCAUUCCCGCAACCAUUUGUGCCGAUGAACUGAGGAUGCUGGUGGACAUGAGACAUGAGGCGCCGGAAUUUUUCUACAAGUGCCUUUGUAAAAUGUACAAAAUUCGCAACCCUGUAAAAAUGUCGAAAGUUAUAAAAGCUCUCCGAGAACUUUAUGAAUAGGUGAACAACUGGAGAAUAAUGAUAUAAUGAUAUGAUUGUAUUGGUGCAUUUUCGUGACACAAAUCGUGAGACAAAAAAGAUAACUUGUGAUGAACGGUCAAAUAAUGGAACUUGAUAUUUUUAUAACUAUGCAUUUGUAUCAGCAUAUAAAUAAACCAAUACGAAUGAUACAUUUGACCGGUCUGAGCUAUAAUUAAAACCAUGAUUAUAUUAUGUCAGUGAUUGUUUUGCAUAUAAAACGUCAUAUCUAAACAUUAGCGCGAAUUAAAUAUAGUAGAAAUGCCGACUUAAAAAUUGUUAAGCUACUCAGGUACUGCUUCUUUACAUCCCGUUUGGGUUUUGGUUCUAGUGUGUAGUAGUAUUUACAGUUUGUACAAAGUUUGUAUAACCAAAACACUUUUUAAGAUUAUUAAAUAAUCAUUAUUGGACCAUGAAAUUAGUGCCUGCGUAACUACAGAUUCAAUUUGUUUUGGCAGAUUAAAUCAGUAUCGUGUUUAACUGUUCAUCAAAAGAGAUAUAUUUUGUCUCGAAGAAACCGUGAUUUUAGAAGUUGUAUAAAUACUUGGGAUGGUAACAAACAACGUGUAUACGAACAAAUGGAGUAAUGAAAUAGCGAAUGCCGUUUGGAUUGAUUAGAGUAAGCGUGUUCUAAUCAUUGUUAAUCCUUUUAACUCGUCUUAUGAAAGUACAAUUAAUUAUACAUUCUAUGAAAUGGUGCCAAUUUAACGAUUUUUAUAUAAAACUUGUUUCGAAAUUCGACUAAUUUGCUCUAUCAGUGGAAUAUGGUGUACUUGGCUUAGGCACCCGAA
Molecule: messenger RNA, 1295 nt
Organism: Mya arenaria
Lineage: Eukaryota; Metazoa; Mollusca; Bivalvia; Myida; Myidae
Exons: 3
Coding region: 25-486 (153 amino acids)
Source: RefSeq, a predicted model, not a curated record